CCGACUCUCCGAGGAAGCCUUUUAGAACACCUUGUGGCGCGGCAGUGGAGUGCGCGGCGGCCAGUGUUUGGUUCCAACACCCGUGGUGGCAGGGCUGGAGUAAGGCGAAUCCAAUCCUCUGCAUGGUGGCAGGAUGGACCGCACUCAGUACUGCAUCUUGUGGAACAACUACCAUGGCUCACUGGUCAACACCCUCAGCUUGCUGCGGCGAGAAGGGGACCUGCUGGAUGUGACGCUGGUAUGCGGCGAUGGCAGUGAGGUGCUUGCCCAUCAGUUGGUGCUGGCAGCCUGCUCCUCAUACUUCAGAAACUUCCUCAAGAACAACCCCUCCAAGCACCCCAUUGUGCUGCUGCCAAUGGAAAUCCGCUAUGCUGAGCUGAAGGCAAUGGUGGAUUUCAUGUAUACUGGCCAGGUGUGUGUGAACCAGGAGCGGCUGCAGGCAUUCAUCAGGGGCGCCCGCUACCUGCGCAUCAAGGGGUUGGAGGACAACGGGGAGGACAGUGACCUGGAGGACCUUGGUCAGGAUCUGGAUGGGGAGAAGCCCUCAGUGGGUGGUGUUAGCAGUGGUGGUGCUGGUGGGGAUGCAACAGCCAACACCACCACAGUCAAGGGACGCCUGGUGAAAGACCACCGCUACACUCAGCAGGUUGAUCUUGGCGACUCAGAUGAAAACCGUGAGAAGUGGGAGGUGGUGGAGCGAAAGCCAGUCAUCCUUCCACGCUCCCAGCCACCACCCACCUCAGGUUCAGGUCUGCGGCGGCGGAGGCGGGCAAGGUCAUCCCUGAAGAAGCGAGCGAUGCACCUCAGCAACAACAUCGUCUGCUAUGAACAGCGAACGGACUGCUCAGAUGGCCACAAUGACCGCCAGGAGCCCAUCAACAAGAUCAGGAGGCUUGGGUCACCAGGUCACUUCCAUGACGAUGACCUGGACAUCUGCACAUGCACGUCUCGCAAGGUGUGGUCAGUGCGGGACACGGAGGCACUGCUCAAGGUGUGGCGGGAGACUCUCACACAGGUGCCUCCCUCAUACUUCAUCCGCUCCAUGGCCCUGUGCAAGCGUGUGGCUCGGCGGCUACAAGGGCGAGGCAUCCAGAAGAGCUGGCGCCAGUGUCAGGUGAAGAUGAAGAACUUGCGACGAGAGGUGAGGCUGUACAAGGAGUCCCUGGGGCGUGGCAGCUCACGCAAGCCUUCUGAAGUAGCCACCGCCUGUGAGAAACUCCUGCCAGACAUUGAAGACAUUUUCAAUAAGGAGGAAGGAAUCCGACAAGAGUGGUACAAGAUGCGGGCAGAGGAGCGGCUGAAGGCUGAGGGUCGCCUGGUGGAUGGGGAGGCAGCGCCGGGCGACAUCUUGGCUCAGGUGGCAGUGCUGGCUGACUCAGACCUGUGUGAUGAGGACACAGAUGCUCAGGAGUGUGUGGGAGGUGAUGGGAUGGAGACAGAGGGUGAUGGUGGAGCCUUCACAGAGGGUGAGGGCUUUACUGAGGGAGAGGGAGGCUUUGUAGAAGGUGAAGUGGUGGAUGGUGGAGUACAUGGGGCAGAGGACACUGCUGUCCAUCACAUAGUGGAGCAUGUGGCCCUCCCAGUGGUGACCAAGCAAGAGCCUCACUCUGGGACCGAGAUGUAAGUCAUUGUGACACUCCUCAACAUAACUACUGGUUGUGUUGUGUUGUGUCCUGUGUGCAGCCUACAGCCCUGCAUGCAGUCUGCACUCUUAUGUGUAGGUUAUAACCCUGAGACCUGAGACUGUCUGUUAUCUUACAAAUUGACAAUAUGUCAUGUUCCUGCUUCAGGCUUUUGUGGAGCAAAUGUGUCCUAGUAAGAUGAGUUUGUGAGUUAAAUUAUUAAAAAAAAUAAUGUUAUGUAUUGUGUUUUGCUGUGGAAAGAAAUGGUUCCUGAAAUAUGAAGGUGUGGGCUUGUGUUCUUGCCUUCCAUGCUGUGUACACUUCACAACAACAAUCCUUUGAAGUCAAAUCUGUUAAAUUGUUUCAGGCUGUGAAGCAGAAAUAUGUGCUCUGUAUUUUUUACAUAAAAAAAUAUCAUUAAA
Messenger RNA from Portunus trituberculatus (swimming crab), 2044 nucleotides. RefSeq lists its product as uncharacterized. Gene Ontology annotation, cellular component: nucleus. Gene Ontology annotation, molecular function: protein binding. The record is from RefSeq and is a predicted model, not a curated record. Lineage: Eukaryota; Metazoa; Arthropoda; Malacostraca; Decapoda; Portunidae. Gene Ontology annotation, biological process: regulation of transcription by RNA polymerase II. The transcript has 12 exons. The coding region runs from base 134 to 1624 and encodes 496 amino acids.